AUGAUCCUGCUUGCCUCCUUUCUCGGCUGCAUUCUCCCAUUUAACAGCUACACAUCAGGACAACAAAUCGAUUUUCCCAUUCAAGCUUGUGCAGCCGGUGUUGCCACUGGCAACUACUGGUCAUGUGCUGGUCAAUUGGCAUAUAGCAUUUGGAAAUUGCACAACUGGGGCGAAAAUACACCGAUUAGCAUCUGUGGAAUUCCGUGUACGGGCAGUUUGAAAGGACGCUUCUCGAAAUGGCAAUGGAAAUGGGAUGCACGAUUUCGAUGUGAUACAAAGACACCAGGCAUUGAGGGUCACGAUACGAAGAAGAGUCGAAAUGGAGCAAUGGAAUGGGCCAUAAAAGAUUUUCUCAAUAGAGCGAUCUCAUCGGGUCGCAUCAAAGUCGAAGAACUCCACUGCUAA
Rotaria sp. Silwood2 is the source of this 405-nucleotide messenger RNA. Lineage: Eukaryota; Metazoa; Rotifera; Eurotatoria; Philodinida; Philodinidae. The record is from the annotation of a GenBank genome assembly.